This is a messenger RNA of Radiomyces spectabilis, 1092 nucleotides long. RefSeq names its product phosphatidylserine synthase. The record is from RefSeq and is a predicted model, not a curated record. The transcript is spliced from 4 exons. The coding region runs from base 272 to 967 and encodes 231 amino acids. Gene Ontology annotation, biological process: phospholipid biosynthetic process. Gene Ontology annotation, molecular function: phosphotransferase activity, for other substituted phosphate groups. Lineage: Eukaryota; Fungi; Mucoromycota; Mucoromycetes; Mucorales; Radiomycetaceae. Gene Ontology annotation, cellular component: membrane.
CGAAUUUAUAACAGUUUUGCAGAGCUUAAAAUGGACUGGAUGCAAAUAAACGGUGCGGCAAACAAUGCGCUGGUUAACUUCGUGAAAAGUCCCACUUGACCCAGCCUGCUCUUCAAAAGUUUGGCUGUCAGAGAAACUUGGCACGUACGUCAUUGUGACAGCAGACUUUUUUUUUCUUUUUUACUUCGGCGUUUGGCUUUGCCAUUGAAGCGAUCUUACCACAUUCUUUAAAUCUUUGCUCUUACAUUCCGAUUCUUUUUUCCUUCUGCAAAUGGUCCAACAAAAUACCAAAGGCGAUGGCAAGAAAAAGCUUGCCUCAAAGAACGAUAUAAACCUGGCACAAGCGAACCCAGGCCACUUUUCUUUAGUUCGCAAUUUCUACGUUGCUGAUAUUAUUACGUUAAUGAACGGUGUCUGCGGAGUACAGUCCGUUCUCUCUUCUAUGAAGUACUUGGUGUCACACGAUGUCGGUGAUCUUUAUCGAGCCAUGUUAUUUAUGCCGUUUGGCCUGUUCUUUGAUUUUAUGGAUGGACGCGUCGCACGCUGGAGAAAGGACUCGUCACUGCUUGGACAAGAACUGGAUAGUCUGGCGGAUCUUAUCUCUUUCGGUGUAGCGCCAGCGGCUUUGGCAUUUGCAAUUGGUAUGCGAACGUAUCUUGAUACCAUCGUGCUUACGUACUUUGUAUCAUGCGGUAUUGCCCGUCUCGCGCGUUAUAAUGCCUCGGUUGCUCUUGCACCAAAGGACGCUACCGGAAAAGUCUCGUAUUUCGAAGGCACACCUAUCCCAACAUCACUCUCCUUGGUUGCUCUUUUAGCAUAUUUCGUACACAAUGAUCUGUACAUGGAGUCGCUUCCGGGAAACAUCAUUAAGGUCUUCAAUGGUUUGGACCUUCAUCCACUCGUGCUUGUUUAUGCAGUGAGUGGUACCCUUAUGAUCAGUAAAACUUUAAGAAUCCCGAAACCAUAAGAAAAUGGAAUUGUAAACUUUUUACGCAAGCUUGUCAAAAUGUAUAAUACAGGUUUUUCAUUUGAAAUGAAGGUGGCGGACAAUAAAAAGAAAAAAUACGAGUUAUUACUUAUUCGAUAUAGCUG